Messenger RNA from Striga hermonthica, 1389 nucleotides. Lineage: Eukaryota; Viridiplantae; Streptophyta; Magnoliopsida; Lamiales; Orobanchaceae. The record is from the annotation of a GenBank genome assembly.
AUGUCGGAGCUCCGCCACCUGAAACUCGUCUCCGCCGUCAUCCUCCUCCUCCUCUUCUCUAUCCCUCUCUCACAACCCCUCUCCUCGGCCCCAAUUCAACAUCAGGAUCACCAAAACUCCGACCCAAUUUCCCGAUUUCGAAACUACCUGCGAAUCAACACCGCUCACCCGACCCCAAACUACGCCGCCGCCGUCAACUACAUAUCCGAAUUCGCCUCCACCAUCCCCUGCCUCCAAACCCGAAUCCUCUACCUGACCACACCGGACAAGCCCCUCCUCCUCGUCACUUGGCCCGGAUCAAACCCUACCCUCCCUGCGGUUCUGUUCAAUUCACACCUCGAUUCUGUCCCCGCCGAGCCGUCCAAGUGGCUUCACAACCCCUUCGCCGCCGAAUUAACCGACGACGGCAAGAUCUACGCCCGUGGCGCCCAGGACGACAAAUGCAUAGGUAUGCAGUAUUUGGAAGCCAUUAAAGAGCUGAAAAAUUCCGAUCCCAAUUAUACCCCUCUGAGAACAGUUCAUAUCUCGUACGUGCCUGAUGAGGAAAUUGGGGGAUUUGAUGGGAUGGCGAAAUUUGUUGAGAGUAGAGAGUUUAAGGAACUGAAAUUGGGGUUUGUGUUGGAUGAAGGGCAAACCUCUGUGAAUGAUGAGUUUAGGGUGUUCUUCGCGGAUCGCACGCCUUGGCAUUUGGUGAUCAAGGCGAUUGGAAUGCCUGGGCAUGGAUCAAGAAUGUACGAUAAUAGUGCCAUGGAGAAUUUAAUGAAGAGUGUGGAGGUUAUUAUGAAGUUUAGGGAGAAUAAUUUUGAUAUGGUUAAAGCGGGCCUGGCUAUGAAUUCGGAGGUUAUCUCGGUUAACCCAGUUUUCCUGAAAGCUGGAAUUCCAUCAGCUUCUGGGUUUGUAAUGAAUAUGCAACCAUCUGAAGUGGAGGCUGGCUUUGAUGUUCGGCUGCCACCAACGGUCGAGCCCGAGCUCAUGAGAAGAAGGAUUAUUGAGGAAUGGGCCCCAACAUGGAGGAACAUGACUUAUGAGUUAACGGAAAAAGGGCCUCUUCGAGACAAAAAUGGACUCCCUUUGUUGACGGCAACUAAUGAUUCUAACCCGUGGUGGUCCAUAUUCAAACAAGCUGUUGAGGCAGCUGGUGGGAAGCUUGCCAAGCCUGAGAUUUUGUCUUCAACUACCGAUGCUCGAUUCAUGAGGCAGAUGGGAAUUCCCACCCUUGGCUUUUCACCUAUGAAGAAUACCCCGAUACUGCUUCAUGACCAUAAUGAGUUUUUGCGGGCUAGUGUUUAUUUAGAGGGGAUUAAGGUUUACGAGCACAUAAUCAGGGGUCAGCUGACCCCAGCCACAAGGUGUGGCUCCGCCACUGUCGACAGGGGUACGGCACCCUGA